Molecule: messenger RNA, 3780 nt
Organism: Entelurus aequoreus (snake pipefish)
Lineage: Eukaryota; Metazoa; Chordata; Actinopteri; Syngnathiformes; Syngnathidae
Gene: vit
Product: vitrin
Exons: 23
Coding region: 338-2824 (828 amino acids)
Biological process (GO): extracellular matrix organization; positive regulation of cell-substrate adhesion
Source: RefSeq, a predicted model, not a curated record
AGACGCAGUCAUCACCAGCAGGAUGCUUGCAGAGAUGUCCUGCAGGGCGCACCGUGCACGCAUCUUCGUGUGCCUGAGAGAGCGAGGAGCUUGUGGGACGGGCAACGAGGGAGAAAAAACUCCGGCCCCAUCUACUCCUCCACCUCUCUUUUAAUGAGCAGCUCCGAUCAUGCAGGAGUAAAAAAAAAAAAGGUCCAGGUGGAAGCUUGGCUCGCUUGCAUCGAGACGUCAAACUGGUUGUGCGCAAGGAUUUUACAUCGGUGCAGCGGGAUUACUUUAAGUCAUCGGGAGCAUUCCAAGGAUAGUUGGCCCACUGAACCAACACACCACCAUUACGAUGAGGACGUCAGUGACUACCGUCUGCCUUAUGCUCCUGCUGUCUUGCGCUUGUCAGGCCAAGCCCAACGGACCGAAGAGCAAGAAACCCAAGCAAGUCGUACCGGCCAUCGAGUGUGACGUCAGAGCGGGAAAGAUCAGCCUGCCAGAAUUCAUAGUCAAAUGCCCCGCACAAUGUAGGGAGACCAAGCAGCAGGUGUACGGCACAGGUGUGUUUGCCUCCAUCUCCAGCAUCUGCAAUGCCGCCAUCCACAGUGGCGUUAUCACCAAUUCAGGGGGAAAAGUCAUUGUAAGGAAAAUGGCGGGUCAGAACAUGUACAAAGGCAGCAAUUCCAACGGUGUGCGCUCUCUGUCACUUCCUAAAUGGAGAGAAUCCUUUGUUGUCACAGAGGGGAAGCCCAAGAAAGGAGUCAUCUACCCUUCUACCCUUGACUUUGUUCCUUCAAGACCAACCUAUGUGAAGACGAGUCAAAAGGACAAAGCCCCCGCGGUUACCACAACGCUUCCUCUAACAACAACAACAGCACCUGAAACCGCCACAACGAUGACGACACCUGAACCUACAACCACCACCACCACCACCCAGUCUCCCGCUACCACCACACCCCUUCCGCCACCACCACCCACCACUGUCAAAGCUCGUGCUGUGGUGCACAGAGUCAGAGACGCAGGUAGCAGUCACCCGUACCUUGCCUCUGUAGCAGCUGCCAGUUCAAGACAAUCGCAGAGUGCUCAAGGCAAGAGCCCCAGCCAAGUAUUCCGAGGAAGUGCCUAUCCGAAUAGAUUCCCGCAGCGUGCCAGUGCAGGUCUGCGCAGAGCUGAGGCCGGGCCAGCAAUGAGGAGACAGUCAGCCUCUCCAGUCGGACCAGCUUUUAACAGAGGUCAGGCGACACAACAGGAGCGAACUCCAAUCGUGAGCCAGUCCAAUCCUGUUUUUCCUAGGAGGGACUGGGGCACUCCGUCCUUCCCUCGUCCUGAGUGGUUCCCUGGAGCCAGACGAUCAUCAGAUGUUAUUUAUCCAGCUCCAGACUCAGGAUACGGUUGGAGUGACUCGGACACACCAGAUGUGACAGCUCAGGAUCACAGGCCCGAUAUAUCAGACUUUGAGCGCUGGUAUUAUAACUUUGGAUCAUACCUGUCCCGAUCCACUGACUUGGAGGGCAACCGCCAUGCGCCGCUGGAUACAACCCACACAAGAGUGGAGACAGUGGAUGCCUGGAGACCAGAUGCAAACCUUUACGAAUCAGGCUUUAACGUAAGAGAGCAGGCACCUGCUGCAACAAGAGCACCUGAACCUGUGCCACAGGGAGACUCAGACUGCAAGGUGGACUUGGUCUUCCUGAUGGACGGCAGCUGGAGCAUCGGGAAGCGUCGUUUUAAGAUCCAGAAGGACUUCCUGGCCGAGGUGGCUCAGGUCAUCAACGUUGGCGUGGCUGGACCCAUGAUGGGCGUCAUCCAAUACGGCGACGACCCCGUGACAGAGAUCAGCCUGAAGAGCUACGCUACCUCCAGGGACGUGAAGUCGAGCGUCGCUAAGAUUGUGCAGAAGGGAGGCCUCUCCAAUGUGGGGAAGGCCCUGUCCUACAUCAACACCUUCUACUUCAGUGACGCCAACGGGAACCGAGGAGGAGCUCCCAACGUGGCCGUGGUGCUGGUGGACGGCUGGCCCACGGACAAGGUGGAAGAGGCGUCCCGGAUGGCGAGGGAGUCCGGCAUCAACAUCUUCUUUGUCACCAUUGAGGGUCCCGACGACAACGAGAAGCAAAACCUGGUGGAGGCCAAUUUUGUAGACAAGGCCGUGUGUCGCACCAACGGCUUCUUCUCCAUGCCCGUGUCCAGCUGGUUCGCUCUGAGGAAAGCCGUGCAGCCUCUGGUGAAGCGCGUGUGCGACACCGACCGACUGGUGUGCAGCAAAACCUGCCUCAACGCCAACGACAUCGCCUUCGUCAUCGACGGCUCCAGCAGCGUGGGCACGGGCAACUUCCGCACCGUGCUGCAGUUCGUGGCCAACAUCACGCGGGAGUUCGAGAUCUCGGACACGGACACGCGAGUGGGCGCCGUGCAGUACACCUACGAGCAGAGGCUGGAGUUCGCCUUCGGUCAGCACAACAACAAGGCCGAGCUGCUGGACGCCAUCAAACGCAUCGACUACUGGAGCGGCGGCACCAGCACGGGGGCCGCCAUCACGUACGCCGCCCAGCAACUCUUCAGCAAGUCCAAACCCAACAAACGCAAGAUAAUGAUCGUUAUCACGGACGGACGCUCCUACGAUGACGUCAGAGCACCUGCACUGGCUGUCCAAAGUCAAGGCGUGAUCGCCUACUCCGUGGGCAUCGCCUGGGCGGCCCAGGAUGAGUUGGAGUACAUCGCCACCGACCCCGACAAGGAGCACUCCUUCUUUGUGGACGAGUUUGACAACCUCUACAAAUUUGUGUCCAAGAUCACCCAAAACAUCUGCCGCGAGUUCAACUCCCAGCCCAGAAACUGAGCGGCAGUUGGUAUUACGGAACACUGACUGUAAGUCUACUCUUUCUGCCGGCACAUGUGCCACAGAGGCCGCCGCCCCGCUUGUGUUUGAACAAGGAGGGAUGUUCAUUUACGUGAUGAUUCCCACAGAAAUGAUCUUUAAGAAUCAGUGUUAGCUCCUAAAAAAAUCUAGCAGCGGUGCUGAUGAGAAAGAGACUGGACCUCAGUAAUGUUUAUGUGCUUGUAGUUCUCUUUUGAGUAUCCUCUUUUUUUUUUUCUAGAUUUGUUUUGUUGUAUUUUUUAUUUGUAUUUUUUUUUUUUUAAUUGUAUUGUAUUUUUAUACUUCAUUUUUAUUAAUCCUAAUCCCUUUAACGCAUGACAUUUUGUACCACUCUCUACCCAGCCUUUUAUGAACAGUCCGAAUGGUUUCUUCCAAAUCAAAACAAUAAUUCAGGUUGCCAGAUCCUCCGAGCUUCAUCCUAUUAUGGCAAUAACAUAAUUAUGACAUGAUUGCGAUAUCUAUCCACUAUAAGAAGUAGAUUUUUAAACGUUUAAAUGGACAGAUUCACUUUGCUCAGACCUAAAGGAGUAUUAAAGGAACAUUUUUUUGGGGGGCAAGCUCUAGCUGAAAAUAAAAUAAUGAAUAAGCUUGUCGUCAUGACGGCAACAAGCAGCGUCGAGCACACAACAGUAGUCUGACUGCACACAUAACCGGCAAGUAAACACACAACACUACCGUUAAAUGUUUGCACAAAACAAACCACUAAGGGUUAACGACAAACACGCACAAAAAAAAAAACAACCGCUAAUAACAAAAUGCCUCAAGACUUUCUGGGUACUCAAGUGGCAAUUCUUGAUCUGCCAGAGCACAAGAAGACGUAGCAGGAGGAAUCACUGUUGCAAACUUAGCGUGCAUUCUGACACCCUAGUUGACACCCAGCAAUGUUAAUAUUUGGUUACAUGUCCCUUGGCAAGUUU